Messenger RNA from Drosophila rhopaloa, 1020 nucleotides. RefSeq names its product C-type lectin 37Db-like. The record is from RefSeq and is a predicted model, not a curated record. Gene Ontology annotation, molecular function: signaling receptor activity. The coding region runs from base 61 to 774 and encodes 237 amino acids. The transcript has 2 exons. NCBI's taxonomy places the organism in Eukaryota, Metazoa, Arthropoda, Insecta, Diptera, Drosophilidae.
GCGAAUUUAAGUCAGUCUGUUUGCAUCUUGCGAUCAGGCAAGUCAAUCUCAAUCCCAAAAAUGGAGUAUACGGUUUUUCUGCUUUUAUUGUCCAUUAGCUUUGGAUGUUCCUGUUCCAUUUCGACAAGUUUCUUGGAGGAUGAACAACUAUCCCAGUGCGGGCAGUAUUGCUUCUCAGCUGUACAGACCUGUUUGUCCCAACUAGAAAACACCUUGAAGCGGGUAGAGCUUUGUGAGGCUGCUGGGCCAUCCGAUAUACUUGGUAGGAUAGCCCAAUUAGAGGAAAUCGGAAGAAACACCCAGGCGGAACUACUUCAACUGAAGCAACAAAUGUCACCUACUCCUCCUGGUAACACUUUAAGUACCGAAAUAGGAGAAAAAAUCAAGCGGAAUUUUCAAAAACUGGGUUCAAAGCUAUUUUACAUUGAAAGUACCGAUAGGAAAACCUGGCACGGAGCUUUACAGAGAUGUUAUGAUUUAGGUGGUCACCUGGCCAGCUUCCAAAGCCAAGAAGAUAUUGACGCUAUUGAUGGGAAACUGAAGGAGUACUCUGGCUACUGGAUUGACGUGACCGAUCAGUAUAAGGAAGGAGCAUUUGUGUCCGUUUCAACGGGCUUAAAUGCGACCUUUUUUAAAUGGGGUCCCGACGAACCCAACAAUGCUGGUGACGGAGAACAUUGCGUGGAACUUCAUACCUUCGAAGGAGCUCCUGUCAUGAACGAUAUCCUUUGCUCCCACCGAAAGUUUUUCAUUUGCGAGUCAUCCUUGAUAUAAGGAUUUUGAUUUAUUCCGCGAUUUCGUAGUAUCUUAGCGAUCAAUAAAUAUAUUGGUAUUUAAAUGUAUUUAAUUUAAAAAAGAUUGGAUAACAGACCUUAAACUUGGGAAAUAAACUAAAAACAGCAGUUUCAUGGAGAAUAUCCAAAUUUGUACAUAAAAAUUAAAGGCGGAGAGGAGAAAUAUUAUAUCAAAGUUAAAAAUGAAUAAAUAAAAUAUACACUUCGAAAAGUUCGUGAUAAAUAA